AUGGCAACCUCUGAACCCCACCCCGAUCUUAACAAAUUGGAAGCUGGUGAGACACAUUUUACCAAUUCCAGUAACUCAUCGCAGCCACAUAACCAGCAUGCUUCCCAAUUUGAUUAUGGUCCCCUGGCGCAUGUCAAUACCGCCGAAACACGUCUCGCACCGUUCGGUGGCGAGUUCCAACCUGGACUCUAUCGUCCUGUGACGGACCGAAAGGUUGCGAACCCUGCUCCGCUAGGUCUUUGUGGUUUUGCUCUUACGACAUUCGUUUUGGGCUGCGUGAAUAUGCAGACUCGUGGGAUUACUGCGCCGAAUAUGAUUGUUGGGCCUGCAUUUGCCUAUGGUGGAUUGAUUCAGAUUCUUUCUGGAAUGUGGGAAAUGGCGAUCGGAAAUACUUUUGGAGCUACAGCCCUGACGUCGUAUGGCGGGUUUUGGAUCUCGCUGGCUAUAUCAUUCACUCCCGGUGGAUUCGGUAUCCAACAAGGUUUAAUCGAAGCUGACAAUGGGAGUUUGGGAAUGUUCUAUGACUCCCUGGGACUCUUCCUCAUGGGAUGGUUCAUCUUCACCUUCCUGAUGCUACUCUGCACUGUUAAAUCCACCGUCGUGUUCUUCUCGCUCUUCUUUGCGGUCGACCUCGCUUUCCUCCUUCUCGGAGUCGGCUACAUGAGUCGCAACGAACUGGAAGAGCCAAACGCAAAGGUAAUCAAAGCGGGUGGGCUUUUUGCACUCGUAGCGGCUUUUCUGGCGUGGUGGGUGGCUCUUGCUGGUGUUGCCGACAACAGUAACAGCUUUUUCAUUGUUCCUGUUUGGCAUUUUCCAUGGUCCCCUAAGGGUAAGGAGAGCCGGAAUAAGGAGAAGGGAGGUGCUUAA
Messenger RNA from Penicillium pulvis, 867 nucleotides. Its product is annotated as acetate uptake transporter family protein. Lineage: Eukaryota; Fungi; Ascomycota; Eurotiomycetes; Eurotiales; Aspergillaceae. The record is from RefSeq and is a predicted model, not a curated record. Gene Ontology annotation, molecular function: acetate transmembrane transporter activity. The coding region runs from base 1 to 867 and encodes 288 amino acids. Gene Ontology annotation, cellular component: plasma membrane. The transcript is spliced from 3 exons.